Messenger RNA from Drosophila ananassae, 3566 nucleotides. RefSeq lists its product as uncharacterized. Bases 42 to 3044 code for a protein of 1000 amino acids. Lineage: Eukaryota; Metazoa; Arthropoda; Insecta; Diptera; Drosophilidae. The record is from RefSeq and is a predicted model, not a curated record. The transcript is spliced from 2 exons.
GACACUAGUCGUCAGUCAUUCGGCUGACGGGUUACAUCGAAAUGGGUUGUAGUUGGUCGAAAUCAGUGGAGCACAAUUCCUCCACACCGAAUGCCCUCCAGGCUGCAAUGCCCCAGCAGCGGGAUCCGAAGAUGGAUCAGUUGAAGGAGAAGCAAUCGCGGGAGAUCCGCAAAAUGAGAGAGAAAAAAAUGCGAAAAGCUGGGCACAAGGAAGUGCCCAUCGAGUUGGAGCAGCGGGAUCAUGGCCACCAUCCGCAACAGGCGCCCCAGCUGCGUCUGCUGGGUGGCAGCAACGGCAGCAGUCCCACCGAAUGUGUCAGUGCUCUGUAUGCCAGGACACUGGAACAGCAGCGAGAGGAACUCCAGCGUACAGUCGAGGAAAGGGCUCUCAAGCAGUUGAAGGACAAACUGCACACGUUUCUGCUCAACCAGCUCCUGCUGGGCCUUCAGUUCUUCGUCCACUUCGAGCCGGAGAUGGCCCAGGUGGAUGCGAACGCGAAGCAGUACUCCUCCAGUGACCACAGCCUCUUCCAGAGCAGUGCCAUCGACAUGGCAGUGGCCCGGAAUCUCCUCUACAAGUCUGGGACCUCGAAGUCAUCUCUCCAGCCGAUUCAGAAACCCCUCACCUAUGUGAUCUUUGAGAACGUGGACGUUUCGGGACCCCAGGAUGCCAACUAUGACUCCAUUGCCGCCUUGUGCAAGGUGAUCCUGGACACUGAGUACUACCGAACCAUGUCCAGCUCCUCAAAGUAUUUCCAGCUGAUGGAGAAGGCCUGCUGGAAGGGCUAUGUGCGACUGAAGCUACGGGAUCAGGCCAAUCAUCCGCGCGUGGAGUCACCCACCUACAGCCUCGACGAGGGUGAGAUCUAUACGAAGGAUGGAUCGUCCACCUACUCCCUAGCUUCCGCUAGUUCCGGCUACUCAUCCGAGACCUACGAUCAUGUGUACUUGGACAGACUGCUGCCACUGGAGGACCUGAAGCUGAAGGGGAUCGAUCCUGUGGCGAGUGAUCAGCUGCCACAGGCCUGUGUGCGUCGAUUGGCGGACUAUAUGCCGUCUUGGUCGGAGGUGAGCGAUGGUGAGGAGCUACUUAGUGACCAGGAGGAUGAGCAGGAAGAGGAUGAUCCGCCGACGGAGCACCUGGAUGAGGACUAUCACGCCGGCUAUGAGAAAGUUCAGGUACUCCGACAAUGUCAUAUGGAGCAACGCCAUCAAUGGUACCUCGGAUCACCGCAUUUCAUGCUCUAUUUCGGAGAACUUCUUCGCCAGAAAAUAGGCCCGGAACUGGGCAUCAGUCAGGCUCAAAUGAAGAACGGCAAGUACCGCGGAUGCAGUGUCUAUACCAGUCGGGAGGAGCUGGUGCCCGCCAUCCAUGUACCCAUUUGGCCGGAUUGCGCCUUCGCCUUCAACCUGCGGGAGGGUCCGCGGGUCACCAAUCUACACACGGGCGAGCAGUUCCAAUGGCCCACCAAGCAGAUGCGCGAGAAGAUCCGAUCCAUGGGCUGCCACUUGGUGCCGGUGGGCCAUUCGCCCAAACACACAAUAAAUCCCUUCAGGGACCUCGAGUGGAAGAUUCGAUUCCCCCAAGCGGAGCUGUAUCUGGAACGGUACUGCCUCACACCGAUGCAACUGAAGGUGUUCCAGCUGAUGAAGCUACUGAUCAGGACCUUUGUGGAGGAGUCGUCCGACCAAUCCCCCGGCGAUCUCCUCGAGCAGUUACGGGCGCAUCUCUACUGGCAAUGCGAGCAGCACAGCAACAACUGGCCGGAGGAGUUCCUCGGCGAGAGUCUGGUGGGAUUCAUUCGCUCCUUUGCCGACUGCCUGGCGCGGAAGCACUUGAGUGACUACUUUAUCAAGGAGCGGAAUCUCUUUGAGCACAUCCCGGAGUAUACGCUGAUGGAGCUGAAGAAGAAAAUGGACGGAAUAGCAGAGCAGCCACUGCUCCACGUUGUGUGGGCUCUGAGGAAGCUCCAGCACUCGCCGGACUUCUAUCCCCAGUUGGAUUACAAACGAUUGCUGGAGAAUCUGUGCAGCCGGGACUUCCUGGAGCUGAAAAGUUGGAGUAAGUUCACCGGUCCGCGUUCGUUGGACACGGAAUUGAAGGAGAAUCUACCGGAGCCGAAACUGCCAUCCAGAAUUACGAGCCAAGUGACCGAUGCGAUGGGUUUCCUCGGCCUGCCGGAGCAUCAGGAGCGACCCAAAACUAGGCAGCGCCGACGAGUCCAACAGAGGCAGCCGAAAGUGAAGCAGGUCCAGGCGGAAGAUCAAGGCAAAUCCUAUCUAGAUUCCAUGGACGAGCUACUGAAAUUGGCUGCCGAUUAUUCCGAUAUAUACUACGGCUCCGCCUCGAUAUCCUCAGUAGGCUCUUCCGGCUUCCACGAGUCCUCGGCGAUGAAUGCCCCCCAACUGGACAACGGCCUGGAGAUCCUGCGACGCACCAACCUGCUCGAGCUCUUUCUGGACCACUCCCUGGCCAUGACCGAGCAGGCCGUCCACUUUGGCAACCGGAACCAUGCCCUCUUGUAUCUGAUGCAGGGUCAACGGCUCUGUAAGUUGUACCAGAAUCUCGGCUGCUCCCAGAAAUCCGAGCAUUUCGUCACUGAACUCCAGCAAGUGGCUGCCAAAAUCGAGACCAUGAGCGAGACCCCAGUCCUGCCCCGAGCUGGGGGAUUCCCCAUUCCCGUGGAGAAGAAGAUCACCUUCGCCGAGCACACGGUUCAGAUUCAUUCUCCCAACUCGGCGGCGAAGAAAACAAUAAGAGUCCUCCGGGAUCAGAAUCCUCCAGAGAACCGGACACAAAAUCCUGAUGAAGAUAUGGACAAAAUAGAAGAAAUCGAACUGGACCAUGGUCCUGUAAAGACUCUUGAGGAUGUGAAAAAUGGGGAGACACCCAAGGACGAGGAGAGCCAAGGCACUCUCAAGGACACCUUAGCCAAUCCCAUAAACAGAUUAUUAAAUCGCUUGGAUGGCGAUUCCAAUCUUCGGAACAAAAUGCAGCAACUGAUUCUGAAAGCCUCCGAGGCCACGACCCAAAAAUUCAAGUGACUGCCAUCCGUAACCUAGUUUCCCGGUGGGAUUUUCGGAUUAUUCCUACAGUUAUGUACCAUAUGUUACAAAGAGCAGAAUACAAAAGAAAAUUAUCAAGAAAAGUCGGCUCAGAUAAGAUACAACUGACGGGAAUUGCGUCAACUUGUAGAGCGACAAAAAAACGCCAAUCAAUUAAUUGCAAGCAAUUCUAAAAAAAGUAUCAUAAAUAAGCCAUUAAAAAGCGCUAUCUGAUUGCAUAAAUCACAACUAAUAUUUGUUUAUAUAACGUAAGCAGAGGCUGUCACUGAUUCAGCAAUUUAUAGUAUUAUAUAAAAAAUACACGAAUAUAUUAUACAUAAGAGCGCACUCUCGUGCGAAGAGUAUUAAAAUUUAUAUAAAAUAUAAAAAUAUUCUACCAUACUAUUCUUUAAGAUUAAAAUAUAUGUAAAAUAUUUAACAAUAUACUAUUUUACUUAUAAUAUUAAACUAUCUACUAAACUACUUACUAUACUAUUUCUAACAAUAAAAAAAACAAUAAAC